This is a messenger RNA of Nestor notabilis (Kea), 1494 nucleotides long. It is a transcript of the gene TREM1, whose product is annotated as triggering receptor expressed on myeloid cells 1. The record is from RefSeq and is a predicted model, not a curated record. The coding region runs from base 1 to 1494 and encodes 497 amino acids. NCBI's taxonomy places the organism in Eukaryota, Metazoa, Chordata, Aves, Psittaciformes, Psittacidae. The transcript is spliced from 8 exons. Gene Ontology annotation, cellular component: cell surface. Gene Ontology annotation, molecular function: signaling receptor activity.
AUGGAGCUGAGAGCCCUCCUCCUGCUGCUGCUCUGCUUCCCAGGUCUUCAGGUCCAGAUACAUGGCACUGAGGAGAUGCGCUCAGAAGGCAGCAAUCUGUACAUCCAGUGUCCUUACACAGCACUGACUUCCCACCAGCAGCAGAAAGCCUGGUGCCGCCUGCGAAAUGGACAGUGUGAGCCCUUAGUGGAGAUAAAAGAAUACUCACACUCAAACUGGGUCACAAAAGGGAGAGUUGCAUUAAAGGACAACCCCAUACAGAGGACUGUGUCUGUCACCAUGACUAACCUCCAGGCAGAGGACUCAGGCACGUACUUCUGUGCUUACUACCAUUACGGGUAUCAUUCACUAAAGAUGAUCUCGCUGAUUGUUUUCAAGGAGCUGCACAAGUGGGAGUUGGACAGUGUGUCUGUGCAGUGCCUGCCCAGCACCCUGGGCUACAGUAUGGGGACAAAAGUCUGGUGUCGAAGAGAAGAUGAGACUUUGUGUAGGUUCAUUGCAAGAACAGAUUACCCUUCAACACAGCUUAACAGCCAAGCUCUGGAAGACCGAACACUGAUCCAGGAUGACACCCAGAAAAGGACUGUCACAAUCACCAUGCAGAAGCUGCAGGCUGAGGACUCGGGCAUGUACUGGUGUGCACUCUACAAGUGGUCUUAUCCCACCUGGCUCAUGGAGGUCAGGCUCUCCGUGUCCAAGAGGACCCAACAAUACAGAGCCAAGGAGUCAGGCGAUGUCUCUGUCCAGUGUCCAUACAGUGUGCCAGACUACAGGGCUGUGAGCAAAGCCUGGUGCAAAGAGGGAGCAGGGAAAGCAUGUACUGUGCUGGUCACCACCAACAACUUGAAGCCCUCGGAGUACCACGGGACACCUCAGCACGACAGAGUCAGGAUCCAGGAUGACAUGGAGCAGGGGAUUGUCACUGUCACCAUGGAGAGGCUGCAGGCGCAGGACUCCGGGGUGUACUGGUGUGCGCUGUAUGAACACACUCAUCUCUUCCGAAUGCUGGAGGUCACGCUCAAUGUUUCUGAGGUGUUGGCUGGAACAACCUUGUCAGGUCCUGUAGGCACAAGUCAAGCAACUCCUUCUGGCAACAGCCCAGCCCCGAGCUCAAAUGUAAACACCUUCAUCCUGCUUGCUGGGGUCAUGAGCAUCCUGUUCCUUCUGGCACUCAUCAGCUCGGUAACACUGUACGUGAGGCGCUGCAAGCAGCUGAAGAGAGCAGCUCAUUCCAAAGGGAACAGAGAAGAAGAGGACACCUACGAGAAACCAGGGGACACAGCACAGCCUGACAGCUAUGAACAACUGGAAAGUCCCAAGGAUGACAGCAAAGACCUAAAAUAUGUUACCCUGAACUUUCAAUCCCGGCUCAGCCCUGAGGAUCCUCUCUACUGUAAUGUUGAACUAAGUGAGGCUCACAGGAAACCCAAGGAUGAAAACGUGGAAUAUGCUAUCAUUGCAUUCAAGCAGUUACCAACAAAUGACAAGGGUUGA